AGAGAGGGAGGCACAGGCUGCUGCUGCUGCCGCCGCGAGAGGAGCCCGGCGGUUGCGCGCUGCUGCUGCCGCUGCUGCGAAGUGUUUUGCAGCCUUGGGGGGACGCGCGCGCGCACACUCCCGGGCUGGCGCUCGAGCGCACAGGGCUUCUCUUCCUUUGCAAAACUUUCGCCUUGCCAUCACCGCGCGCGCCAGGAUUUCUUUCCCGCUCCGCUCCUCCUCCUCCUCCGCAGCCGCCGCAGCAACCUUGAACUUUGGCAACGGGGUUUGACAGUACCGUGGUGUAUCAACCCCCGCGCCGCGACAGCUUCUCCAAGAGCGAUUGCAGAUCCGGGAAAGAAAGAAGUGGCGGUGGUGGUGCAAAACGCAGCGCGAGCGAGGGAAGGGAAAAGUCUCGCCAACCCCCCCUCCUCCUUAACUCCUGCUGCAUUCCAUCCAUUCAGCCCCCCCCCCCCCCGCACACCAUCCGGUUUCUCUCUCUCUCCCCCCCCCCAGCCCCAAUCCACCAGCAGCAACUGCAGCAGCAGCAGCAGCAGCACCAAGCCGGAGUCUCCGAGACACAAGAGGGUUAAAAAGUGCAGAUUGGAUUUCACCCCGGGAAAUCCAGCGCUCGGAGUGAACUUGAAUCUCUUUUGGCUAUUUAAGGAGGACUGGGGUUUGUCGGGAACUCGCGGCGCUCCGCGGUCGCUCCUUCUUGAUUCCGAUUUCGCCCGAUGACUCUUAACAUGAACAGAUGAGACCGUUGCGCUUUUGAUACUUUUUCUCUCCGCAGAAGCGCAUUCUCAGAGCGAAGUCAUGAUGUAUUCUCCCAUCUGUCUCACUCAGGAUGAAUUUCACCCAUUCAUUGAGGCACUUCUCCCACACGUCCGUGCAAUCGCUUACACUUGGUUCAACCUUCAGGCUCGAAAACGCAAGUACUUUAAGAAACAUGAAAAGCGAAUGUCAAAGGACGAGGAAAGAGCGGUCAAGGAUGAGCUACUUAGUGAAAAGCCUGAAAUUAAACAGAAGUGGGCUUCCAGGCUUCUUGCCAAGCUGCGCAAAGAUAUCCGCCAAGAGUACCGGGAGGAUUUUGUGCUAACUGUUACCGGGAAGAAGCACCCGUGCUGUGUGUUGUCCAAUCCUGACCAGAAGGGUAAGAUUAGGAGAAUCGACUGCCUGCGACAGGCAGACAAAGUCUGGCGUCUGGAUCUAGUCAUGGUGAUCCUCUUUAAAGGUAUCCCUUUGGAAAGUACGGACGGAGAGCGGCUCAUGAAAUCCCCCCAUUGCACAAAUCCAGCACUUUGUGUCCAGCCACAUCAUAUAACAGUAUCGGUCAAGGAGCUUGAUUUGUUUCUGGCAUACUACGUCCAGGAUCAAGAUUCUGGACAAUCAGGAAGUCCAAGCCACAAUGAUCCUGCCAAGAACCCACCAGUGUAUCUUGAGGAUAGUUUUGUAAAAUCUGGAGUCUUCAAUGUAUCGGAACUGGUGCGGGUGUCGAGAACGCCUAUAACCCAGGGAGCUGGAGUGAACUUCCCCAUUGGAGAACUUCCAAGUCAACCAUACUACCAUGACAUGAACUCGGGUGUAAACUUACAGAGGUCACUAUCCUCUCCACCAACCAGUAAGAGACCCAAAACUAUAUCCAUAGAUGAGAAUAUGGAACCAAGCCCAACAGGGGACUUUUAUCCUUCCCCCAAUUCACCAGCUGCUGGGAGCAGGACAUGGCAUGAAAGAGAUCAAGAUAUGUCUUCUCCUACAAUGAAGAAAACCGAAAAGCCUUUGUUUAGCACUACAUCUCCCCAGGAUUCUUCACCAAGACUGACCACUUUCCAGCAUCACCAUCCAGGGAUCCCGGGAGUUACACACAGUGUCAUCUCAACUAGAACUCCUCCUCCACCUUCACCUUUGCCAUUCCCACCACAAGCUAUUCUCCCUCCUGCUCCAUCUAGCUACUUCUCUCACCCAACAAUCCGGUAUCCUCCUCACCUGAAUCCUCAGGAUACUCUGAAGAAUUACUCUUAUGACCCGUCCAGUCCACAAACCAGCCAGCCUAACAGCAGUGGUCAAGUAGUAGGGAAAAUGCCUGGCCAUUUUACUCCAGUUUUGGCACCCUCUCCCCAUCACAGUACGGUGCGGCCUGUGACCCUGACCAUGACAGACACUAAGCCCAUCAUUACAUCCACUGAAGGUGAGGCAUCUUCACCUACAGCAACCACCUACACAGCCUCAGGCACAUCCCAAGCCAAUCGAUAUGUGGGACUAAGUCCAAGAGACCCUUCUUUUCUACACCAACAACAGCUGAGGAUUUGUGACUGGACCUUGAAUCAAAACGGCAGGCAUUUAUACCCCAGUGGCAAUGAGGAUACAUUGGGAAUUACUUGGCAAAGUCCUGGUACCUGGGCUAGCUUGGUCCCUUUUCAGGUAUCAAACAGGACACCAAUCCUGCCGACAAACGUCCAAAAUUAUGGUUUGAACCUAAUUGGAGAACCUUUCCUUCAAGCAGAAACAAGCAACUGAGGGAGAUUGAAACUGAACAAAAUACUAUAAAAGAAAGGAAGACGGGACAAAAAAAAAAAAGAAGAAGAAGAAGGAAGAAGAAGAAGAACCUGAAGAACGAAGAAACAUAGACCAGCAAUUGCAGCACUUACAAUCACUAAUUCCCUUAAGGUUGAACUGUAACGGUGUUUUUAAAAAAAGGGUCGACGAUAUUUCACUGAUGAGUAGAAAGAUGUUCCUCCUAAGUAGCCUUUGUUCUAUGAAAUCCACUGGGAAAUAGAUGUUCUGUCUCUGACAAUAUAUUUUAACUGACUUUCUAGAUGCCUUAAUAUUUGCAUGAUAAGCUAGUUUAUUGGUUUAGUAUUCUUGUUGUUUACGCAUGGGAUCACUAUUCCUGGUUAGCUCUCAAAACAAAGGCUAGGAGACAUCCACCAGAGCUGCAGGAGAAUUGGGGCCAGUGAGCCAGCUUUUCUCAGCACUCUAAUUUCUAAAAGUUUUUUUUCUCUCUAAGGAAAAAAAACCAAACAAUUUAGCCUUUAAUGAUCAAUCCAAAUUUGUUUAACUUUGGCCCUUAUAACCCAGCCUUUUCCUACUGCGUUACCUAGUUUGAAACGGUUCAGGAAGUCAUUGAAACAAACAGGCAUUUUAUAGAAUUGAUGCCUCACUUUAGGUUUAAAUAAUGUGUUAUCUUCUCAUAUGACCGUAAAAACAAAAAAGAGAAAGACACGAAAAAUAACUUUACCCCCCCCCACUAAGGAAAACACUUAGAGGCAAGUGCAAUUUUUUUAAAAAGUAUAUCUAAAGGGGAUCAUUGUUAUAAGUCCUUUAGCCCUUGGACUCUAAAUUGAGGGGAUUAAAAAGAAGAAGAAGAAGAAUUUCAAAGGUAUUUUGAACAAAUCUAUUUUCCCCUCAGUUUUGAAGGGGGGCAUUAAAAGGCAUUAAUUAAAUCAAGACAAAUCAUGUACUUGAGAAAAAAAGAAAUUGAUUGAAACACAGCACUUAUGUUGAUUUUAGCUUCUGCCUCCUUUGAGGCAUUUUAUUUAUUUAAAGUUACUGGUUGCAUCAAGAAGAACCCCUAGAGAAUGGGAAAGGUUCUAUAAAACCUUCAUCACAGAGACGGGAGAGAGGUAAAUCCACAUCAUAGGGACAAAGCUUACAGUUUACAAACUGGGAAUGCCAGGUUGUCAGGUUGGGUGGGUGGGGGGUGAAAUAUAUUUUUUAAAAAUGCACUCUUUUAGAAAGUCUGAUAACAGGGUGCUGAAAUCUUUGCAUGGUGCUCUCAGAAAUUAGCCUUGUUUGACACACUUCUCAUAUUGACAGGAACGUGCAUGGGCAGAUACAUUUUGCCUCUGUGUCUCUAUAAAAAAAAAAUUAAUGAAAACUACUUUAUCCAGUAAUCCUAAUUUGCACGAAGUUAUAAUGUCCACAUAACGUGCCUUGCCUUGAAAUCUUAAAAAAAAAAAGUGACAUCACUACACUUGUUUUGCUGCAUUUCUUAUCAUUUAAAAAUCUUUACCAUUUUUAUGACAAAAUAUUUUGUACUCCAAGAUGGGAAAACGAAAAAAAGAAAAAAAGUGUGACAUCAUGGAUUUUUUAAGCAGUUAUAACUUUAUCUCACAUUUAUAAAGCAUAUCAUGGCUGUGUAUAGUUGCCGCUUGAAAAUUGUAAUCGACCAGCAAUAUUUUCAGUAUUUUGGUGUUUUUUCUAUUAAUCUUUCAUGUUUUUCAUCUUCCAAUUAAUAUUGGGGGGAGGGGAUUCAAAUUUAUACGAAUUAUGCAAUACCAAGUUUUGCCUAUGUAGGUAGUGCUUUUUAGCUGUAUCGGUUAUUCUAGGUAAGUACACAGAUUUAAAAGACAAAAGAUUAAUGUAUGCUUUUUCGUUUGUUCGUUUGUUCGUUUUUGUUUGUUUUAAUUGACCAAAGUGGGUACUGCUAUUUUUGCAGUGUAAUGAGGUCCUUUUGUGUACUGAGAGAUGGACAGGGGAAUUUUUUGUUUUGUUUAUACAUACAUAGAUCUAUCUAUUCUGGGCGGGUGGGAAGAAUUUGUGAACAGUGUAGCUGUGAAGCAGUGCGGCACUGCCAGGUGGGGGCUACAAAGCGACUCUUCUGCCUACUGUGAUAAAAAAAAUAUCUCAAAAAGGUGUCUUCUUUUUAACUUUCCACCUGGGGUGCAAGCUGAAGUCAUUUCUGGUUUUAAAACAACAGUGGUAAAUAAUGACAAUGAUAAGUACUAAUAAUGGAUUCCGUUGGAGGCAGACUUGACUUGAACAACAAAACAACACUCGAUUCCCCCCCCCCCAAGACCCACAGAGAGCAGCAGCCUAUUAAUUUUUUUUACAAAAUAAAAAUAAUGAAUAAAAGCAUAUUUUGAAGUAGGGAUCAGAUACACAUUGACGUACCAAUAAAACCUUUUUUCUUCUCCAAAGUCAGCUUAUUACGCUAUGUUUUGUAUUGCACACAGAUACCCAAGCAUAAAAUACAGAUGCAUACAGACUCCAACAUUUCUCCCGUGAAAAUAGGGACGUCAAUAAUAAUAAUAAUAAUAAUAAUAAUAAUAAUAAUAAUAAUAGUAAUAAUAAUAUAAUUUUACGCCGCCCAUCUGACUGGGUUGCCCCAGUCACUCUGGGCGGCUUCCAACAUAUAUAAAAACAUAAUAAAACAUUAAUAAACUUCCCUAUACAGGGUUGCCUUCAGGUGUCUCCUAAAAGUUGUAUAGUUGCUUAUCUCCUUGGCUCGGGAGUUGCAUAACUGCAUACCCUCCCAACAUUUCUCCGAUCUAAACAGGGACAUCCUAAGGAAAAGUGGGACAUUCUGGGAUCAAAACAGAAACCAGGACAGCUUCUGUAAAUCUGGGGCUGUCCUUCGAAAAUAGGGACCCUUGGAAGGUCUAGCCACUGUAACAUAGUGAAGUCCUUCUGUUUGAGAGCCUGGUUAUACGUGGCAUCUUCUCAUAUUGAUAGCAGUUGCUUCUGGCAGUGGUAUAACUGGUAGGUAGGAGCCACUGCUGUUAAAUUUGUGAUAUGGCACCCUCUUUUUGCAUUGUGUUCCUAGCACUGGCAGGCAAGGGGCGAGCCAGUGCUUCUGAAGAGGCAAAACUGACUUCUUCCCAUGCAGCUUGUCUAAAGGGACUCUAAGAUUGGGCCCUGUUUCCCUGUUUUCUACCUGGGGGGCAGUGUGGGGAGAGAUGUUAGCCCUGUGCAGAUUGUAGUAUUCUGUGUGUAACAGCUGCUCACGAUGGCACCAGCCAGCCUAGCCUAGUAUCCUCAUUGCACAUUAUGCAUCAAGAGGGGGCUGAGUAGCGUGUGUCAAACUCUUCUCCCCUCCCCAUAGAAAACUAGUAUCUAGACAGGGCUAAUGUGUGUGUUCUUCACAACAGACAUGUAUUUUGUCCUUGGGUACCUAUUAUACCUGAAUACCGAACGUCAUCUGAAAAGCUGUUCCAAGAUGUAUAUACCCAAGACCCACGCUUUUCGGUCUGCCAUUGGCUUCGUAUGGGCAGGCAAUUUUAUCUACUAUAGCAAAAUUACCAAGAAAUGUUAUCCAUUUCGAAAAAGUUUCCCAACCUGUCUUUUUUCCCUGGAACUGACAGAUACGUGCCCACAGAGGAUGGACUCUAUGGCAGGGUGACAUUUCCCUUCAGAAUAGGAAGGAGAAUAGUUUGGGAGAAUAUACUGUAACAUUCUGCAACCGCAAAGUGCUCAGAGCCACAGUGAACACUUUUGGUGCUCCUUGUAGGAUAUGCCCAUAGUUAGUCACUUUCCCACUUCUUCACAGCAGCUUCCUUACGCUGCAUCGGAAACCAGUGUAAAAAUUGCCUUGAAUCUAAAAGAAGCCGACUAAAGAUAGCUCAGAAGCCCCACUUUAUGGUGUUACCUACCUGUAUGUGGCUUUUUGGAUAACGGGCUAUGUUUCGACCAAUUUGCACGAUAGUCACCACCUAUGGCGAAUGUUGCACUUGCUUUUGUGUUCUCCCUUUCGGAUUCUCUUUAAAAUGGUGAUGAACAUGACCAGCUAUUGAACGUGGGCUUUUUCCAGAGUUAUCUCGACUUCCAAUUUAGAGGCAGCAUCAGUUAGAACAUUUUUUAAAGAGAGUUCUAUCAGCAAAACCAAAUGACAGUGGCAAAGCUUAGGGGUUUUCUUUUUUAUAAAAAACAACCACACAACAGCAACACAAUUUUUAAAAAUGUAAGCUUCAUAUUUUGAUGAAUCCAGAAUUAAUUGACUAAAUAUGUGGUUAUCUGAAAUAACUGAAAAGUACAAGGUUUCACUGAAAUCUCUUAGGCUAUGGCCCCAUAAAAUAGGUCAUUAUUGUUUUCCUGGCUUAUCAGUUAACAAUGAGCAGGUAUGGACUAUUCAGGACACUUCGUAAACCCAGAACAGUGAAGCUGACUGAAACAUAUACUUCAGACUUUAAAGUGCAAUAAUUUAAUAGAUUUUGAUUCCCAAAUGAACUCCUGAACAAUUGUUGCAUUAAUGAAACAAAUUUAUAACAAUAGGGAAGAUGAUCUUAUUUAUAGAAGGCUAACUUGCUCUGUGAAAACAAUUUUGCCCCAUUGAAUUUUUUUGGUAUCCAACCCCUAACAACACUUAAUGUGCAAGUUUAGUAAUCUCAGGGCUGUGAUCUCUGUGGGUUUUUUUCUGCCUUCCUUUUUGACAAUACAGCCGUACUUUGGUUUUCGAACAGCUUAGUUCUCGAAUGUUUUGGCUCCCGAACACCGCAAACCCGGAAGCGACUGUUCCAGUUUGUGAACUAUUUUUGGAAGCCAAAUGUCCGACGGGGCUUCCGUGGCUUCCGAUUGGCUGUUGGAGCUUUCUGCAGCCAAUCGGAAGCCGUGCUUUGGUUUCCGAACGUUUUGGAAGUCGAAUUCCAGAACUUCCGGAAUGGAUUACGAUCGACUUCCAAGGUACGACUGUACCCAUCAAAAACAUACUAUUCUUAAAUUUUUCCUUAAAGCUGAGAAUUCAGUUGUUCAACGAAAUGUCGCGAACUCAAAUCUAGUCUGAGCCUCCUUCCUUCAUCAGGAACUAUGACUAAAUCAAGUCACCCUGUUCUAUGUGCACUGUUCUGCCUUUUAUUCAGUUGCUUUGGAGCCCCGGCCCGUUGGCAGUGCUACUGAAGUGUGUUUUCCCCUAGAGUGACGUGAACGUUCGAGGCUUGACUAAGGGGGUGGGGGAGGCAGCGAAGGAGACUGUACAUAAAGACAUGGCAAAAUAUUAAAUAUAGCAAUAUAGGUGUGUUCAGGUGGGCAGCUCCAUUUAAAAUAUGUGAAUGAACCUGUGAAGCUGCAGUUUGAGAAGAAUGGAGAAUCUUCUUAAUGGACCCACCUACCUUGUAGACAGUAAUUUGUACACUGUAUAGUUUUGUUAAGAUUUUCUCUCUUCUUUUUUUUUAAAGCACCCUCGUUUGUAAAGCUAAUUUUUAGCAAUUAUAAUGGAAAUGUGUGCCAUUUCCGCUUUUAAAGUAAACAAGAAUAUUCCUUGUUUGGAAGCUGGACUUGAGUUAAAACUCUCCAGCUUCUUAAUUUAUGUAUUAAAACGGGGAGAAAAUAAAUCUGUCCAUGUUAGGAGAUAUUUCGCUAUGCUUGAAAAGCAUAGGCUACUAAUCCUUUUAAAAGAAAUUGUAAAUGGAGAAAAGUUAUAUUUUAUGAAGGUUAUUUUGUUGUAUUUAGUAUUGGAAAAGUUGGGUUUUGGAGCAUUUCAGAAUGUUGGAAGCACCACUGUCGUUUUAUUUUUUUAUUUUUUUUUAUUAGUAUAUAUGGCCUUUAGCAAAAGUUUUUGUGAUUGUUACAUGAUGGUAUUUAAAGAGUAGGUUCACAGAGCAUUCAGGACAGACAGAAAACUAAGACAGUACUUAGGUCUCACAUAGCUGUGUCCUCAGGGAGCAAAAGUUUGGAUUUGCAACUAGGACAUUCGUAAGGACUUAAAUGGAUGAGAUUGCACAAGAACAGACUGAGCUUUGUCAGCAGAGUUUGUGUCCUGUCCCUAAAAAAACACACCAACCCUCUAAAUUUUGUGUACUGUGUGAGAUUGCAAAGGCUGCAGAGAGCUAUCCCAUAUUUGAUGUACAGUAUUGACUUCUUUUUUUAAAAAAGAAAAAUAAACGACUCUUACAACAUUGCUGGCAGUUAAUGCCUUUAAAAAGCAUGACAUUGAAUAUAGUUUACAUGUUCCUUUCAAGGUCUUUUGUUAACAUUUACCAGCUGCAUGCUUCCUAGGCUCAUUAUUUUUUAUUGGGUUUCUAUAGAAAAUGCUUAAAAAUGGAUAAAUAAAUGAAACAAAAUAGAAUGCAGGCUAAUCACGUUGAACAGUGAAAGCUCAUAAUUGAAUGUCCUCUAUGCCGAAGGAGCUGAAACCUGCCUCCUUCUUAUUUGCACUUUCUGAUAGUCCCCCCUGUUUUAUUUCCCCCCUAUUUCCUCAAAAUUGUGUGGGUGUGCUGGAGCACCGCAGUUGGAGGACAACAUGGACCACUGGGUUUGCCCUUUGACCCUGCACAAUGACCUUUGCAUCAGCCAAACUUAUUGCCAUGACAACUCUUGUACUGUUUCCAUGCCACAGCUCUAAUGGUCACAUUUGUUAAUAGUAAAAAGGGGACAAAGUAGGAGAUGGUCAAUUUAUACAUUAUUUUUGUUGUUGUUAUUGUUGUCGUUGCAUUUUUUUUCUCUUCUCCUCUUUCAAUGGUUGUAAGUAGUUUUUUUAUAUAUAUAAUAAAAAGGGUUCCGUAGUUAUUACUCUUAGGAAUAUCUGUGUGUUGAAAUUCAAAUGUAUGUUGAAUUUGUGAAAGGAGCUUCAGUGCCACUAGCAAACCCCCAAGCCUUUGACACUUGUAUUUGCAUGAGUCAAUUCCAGGACAACAGCAACAAAAACCCCGAAACAGAACAAGAACGUGGCCUCUGUAAAUGGAAAACAAAAUGUGAGCUAGUGACACUAAAGCUGGACUUUGUAUUACUGUAUUUUUGACAGAAUGGUUUCGAAAACUGUGCUACAGGGACUGAUGUGGCAAAUGUGUAUCUAUAUGCAGAAGGACUUUUUUUAAAAAGAGGGGAGGGAAAGAAGUAUGGCUUAUUAUGCAUUCUUCAUACGAGGGCAUUGAAGUUGCAUGGACUAGUUAAAAGUUGAUGCAAAACGAGAGAGAGAGAGAGAGAGAGCGACAAAAAAACCAGCAAAAAUGUUUACCAAAAACAAAAAAAGAAAGAGAGAGAGAGGGAGGGAGGGAGGGGGAAAAGAAGAAAAUAAAUAAAAAAACAAAAAUAAAAAAACAAAUGACCAGUGCCUGUUCAGUUUCACAGUCUCUGUUGAGUUCAGUUGUAAAUAUGUUUCAGAUAACAUUUACUUCAAAAAUGGAAAUAAAAAAAUUAAAAAAACCGAAAAAACAUUGUAGAAUGUGAGGGGUAACUUCAUCCCAGGCUUAGGCUUCUCAAAAGCUACAUUAGAUUAUGUCUUCAUCAAGCUGUUAAUUUGUGCUUAUAUCAUAUAGGACUUUAGUGAACUGGGAAGAAACGCCCCAAAUCUCAAUGAUAUUUCUCCGAGAACAACUUUUGUAGGGCUGUGUGUUUCUUUAGAUACAUUUAGUACAACUGUAGGUGACGAGUAGUCAGUUAUUGCUUGCUAGCUACACACCAAGGUUGAUCCAUUUUAAAACUUUUGGCAUUCCCGCCCCCCGCCCCCAAUCUCAACCUCUCCUCCACCCAUUGCCAGAGGCCCCAUAUACUGACAGCUGUACUUCUGGGUUUUUUUUUGUUUCGUGUUUUUUUUUUUAAAAGCAUGCACAAUCUUGGUGUAAUGACAUUUUACCCUAGGAUGUAUUUACACUCUACAAACUUAACUUUUAGAACUGGGGCCUCAGGCAACCAGGGCCCUCUUAUGAGCCAAAAGGUUUGCAAGCCAGGGUUUGUCCGGGAGGAGAGUUCUGCCUGUUUUGGAGGACGGGAGUUUUCGUUGGGGUACUUUUUUCUGUAGGUUACAAAAACUCAGCUGCCGCAAGUUUUAAACUGGUGUAAAUCAAGCUUGAGUUAAUGUGAUUUACUGUUAUAUCCAGCCUAUACUGCUAGCAGCUGCUCAUACUGCUGUCAAUUACUGGAAGCAGAUAUAUUUCCUAUGCAAAAACUGUUUAAACAAUAAAAUGAGCUAUGCUACA
This is a messenger RNA of Zootoca vivipara (common lizard), 10607 nucleotides long. RefSeq names its product nuclear factor I B (gene NFIB). The record is from RefSeq and is a predicted model, not a curated record. Lineage: Eukaryota; Metazoa; Chordata; Lepidosauria; Squamata; Lacertidae. Gene Ontology annotation, molecular function: DNA-binding transcription factor activity, RNA polymerase II-specific; RNA polymerase II cis-regulatory region sequence-specific DNA binding. Gene Ontology annotation, biological process: regulation of transcription by RNA polymerase II. Gene Ontology annotation, cellular component: nucleus.